CGCCCCACGUUUAGUUCAGUUGCUUUCAAAGCGUUGUCGAUAGCAGUUCGCUCGUGGGACUUGCAGUCCGGUACUCAUCCACAACUAGUCGCCUUCUCGUUUAGACGAACCCGUCCAACGGCCGCACACAGUYCACUUGCAUUGCAGUAAUUUCCUGUAUUUCGGUUCUUUGUACACGGUUACGCGGCAGCUGGUGUUUGUGUUCGCACAUUCAACUUGUGAAUAAAACAAUUAAAAACAAAAUAAUAAAAGCGACGCAAGAGAAACUGAGAAAAAACUAGCACAACUGUUCGACGCCCUCUCCCCCAUAACAGCCAAGGCAUGCCGCAGCGUGAGCAAAAUGGCGGUAUGGGCAUCAUUAAAAAGCUGCGUCGUUCUGCCUCCGCCACCGAACACAAUCUCAGUGAACUGCGCAAACGACGAUCCAGCUCGGCAUUGCUAGACCAAAAUGGCAUACCUAUAGAUCUAAAUAAAUAUCGAAAAGUCUUGGACAAAGACGACAAUGGCAAUGGMAAUGGAAAUGGAAAUGGUGAAAAGAAGCAGAGAUAUCGGCGGACGCAGAGUGUUACACGUGCCGAGGAGAUACAAAGUAAAGAGGAGAAGCAACGUAAAGAACAGCCAGAUAAACCUUGCCACCGCCCACGUGAUUCACUAUUUUCAUGGAGUUCGGGAUUUAGUAAUUUCACAGGUCUCGUUAACUGGGGUUUCCUGCUUUUAACAAUCGGGGGAUUCCGACUGUGCUUAGAAAACCUGCUCAAAUAUGGCAUCAGAAUAAAUCCWUUGGAUUGGUAUUACUUUAUGAGUGGCAAAGAUCAGGGACAAGAAGGUCAUGCUUCGCUUUUAUUGAUUUUAUACUCUUUCGUACACAUCUCAAUAUGUCUAAUGGUGGAAAAGRGUCUAGCCAUGGAAAUCCUAUCAGAAACCUUUGGAAUGUUCGUGCAAGUAACCAAUAUAAUAUUGGUAAUUUUCUUUCCGGUGAUCAUAAUUCACCUGAAGGGUGAAGCAUUCAGUUUAAUGGGCGCUUCUACUGUAUGCUUUAUUUAUUCCUUACUAUUUCUGAAGCUAUGGAGUUACGUGCAGACGAAUAUGUGGUGUCGGCAGACCUACUACCUCAAGCAGUACAAUCCCCGUGAGAGGCGACCAAGUAUAACAGUGGCGGAAUUGCAAAAUGGUUACUUGGGUGAUGAAAUUGAUGAGGAUAUACCCAAACUGGUGCAGUAUCCUGACAAUCUCUGCUAUAAAGACCUAUUCUACUUUCUACUUGCACCUACAUUAUGUUAUGAGCUAAACUUCCCCAGAACUACUCGUGUACGCAAGCGUUUCCUGUUGAAGCGUCUAUUGGAAGUGCUAUUCUGUUUCAAUGUUAUUAUGGCUCUAUUUCAACAGUGGAUUAUACCGUCGGUACGCAAUUCACUUAUACCCUUCUCCAACAUGGAAAUUGGGUUGGCCACAGAAAGGCUGCUUAAGUUGGCGCUACCUAAUCACCUGGUUUGGUUGUGUUUCUUUUACUUGCUCUUCCAUUCAUUUUUGAAUGCCGUUGGUGAAUUAUUACAUUUCGCUGAUCGCAACUUCUAUUGCGAUUGGUGGAAUGCGAACAAUAUUGAUACWUUCUGGCGCACAUGGAACAUGCCAGUACACAGAUGGUGUGUGAGACACUUGUAUGUACCAGUUGUGAAGAUGGGAUACUCAUCCGCUCAAGCGUCUACUAUCGUUUUCYUAAUAAGCGCCUUCUUCCAUGAAUACUUGGUAUCCAUACCAUUGCAAACUCACAAAAUAUGGGCCUUCCUCGGUAUGAUGGGUCAGAUACCCUUAUCGGCGAUUUCAAAAUCUAUUGAACGUAAAAUGGGUCCACGCAUGGGCAACAUCAUUGUUUGGGCAUCGAUAAUAUUGGGACAACCGUUAUGUAUAAUGAUGUACUACCACGACUACGUUGUGACGCAUUAUCACGAUGCGUUGAAUAGCACCGUUUACACUGAAGGCUAGAUAUUAUAAUUAUUUUAUACCACAUUGGAAAGCGAAUAGAAACGAGUACUUAGAAUGUAGAGCAAAUAAACUUUGUGAGAGCGGUAGCAAAUGUGAAUGACAGACUUUGCUUUAAUAAGCAAAAGGCUAAAAUAUUUUUCGGCAAAUUGUUAUUAUUAUYUGCUGUUUUUAUAAAAAAAAAAUAAUGCAUGUUAAUUUAAGCUGUUAUAUUUUGCCACUCAACAAAGAAUGUAAGAAAUUUGAUAAUGGCAACGACUUUGAAGCACAUUUUAGCGUUACUUGAUAGACUUUUAGACAUAAAAUGAAUUGUUUUGCAUUUAAAGAAAUUUUUGAUUGUUAAGUUAAACUGCAUGCUUUAAACUAAAGUACAUACA
Molecule: messenger RNA, 2357 nt
Organism: Bactrocera latifrons
Lineage: Eukaryota; Metazoa; Arthropoda; Insecta; Diptera; Tephritidae
Gene: mdy
Product: diacylglycerol O-acyltransferase 1
Exons: 11
Coding region: 322-1983 (553 amino acids)
Biological process (GO): triglyceride biosynthetic process
Cellular component (GO): endoplasmic reticulum membrane
Molecular function (GO): diacylglycerol O-acyltransferase activity
Source: RefSeq, a predicted model, not a curated record